AACUAUGGUAAUAAAAUAGCACUAGCUCGACAACUUCACGCCGUCGAUUCGCACGACUGUCAACGGAGCUUUCGAAAAUGCGCUGGAAGACGCGCGCCGAUUUUGCUCUGUGAAUGUGACUUGGACUUGGCUGCGGGAGAGUCGUGGAAUCAUGUGGCCGAUGCGGCCAGAGAUGACUCGCGACGAGUGCAGGAAGUGCCUACGAUAUCUCGAAUUAGAUGCUUAUGGAAGUAUGGUCUCUGUCCUGCGAGCUCAAGGCCCUUUUACUAGUGAGAAACAGAAAUUGUUACAAGAACUUGCUAAAGUAUUACAUAUUUCUAAUGAAAGACAUCGUGCUGAAGUACGGAGAGCUGUAAAUGAUGAAAAGCUUGCAACAAUUGCAGAACAACUUAAUGGUCCGAAUACUGGUACGGAUUGGACUCUAGAAGGUCGCAGAACUAUUCCUCUUUUGCCAAGGUUAAAGGCGCGAUCUGCCUUUACAGCAUUAGCAAAUAGCUUGUCUCUUACAACUGCAAUUGCAAACGAGAAGCUAGAUAGAUGCAAUACUAUUAGUCAAUCUGGGAACUUGACAGCUGCUGAAACUGAAUCUCAUUCUAAAAUGAAAAUGGAAGAAAAUUUAUCUACUGAUGCAAAAUUGAACAGCUUUGAAAAUGAGUUCAAUGAUUUGAGUAGAACCUUACAGGAAAAUUCAAAUUUGACUGAAAAUGAGAGGAUAGAUAACAAAGAUGUCGUUGGUAAAAUUAAUGAGAAGAAAUUUUCUCUGAAACGUAAAUCUCCUUCCCCUUUGCCGACGGCACCACCAAAUAAAGUUUUAAUAGUAUCUGAAUCACCAAACCAUACUUUGUGGACCUCUGAAAAUAAGCAAGCAUCAGAAGUAUUACAAGUAACCAAACAUCAAAAUUUUGCGUUAAUUACGGUUACUGGUAACGAGAUCUUAGAUUCGAACGAAAACACAGCAGUGUCAGAACACCUAAACGAAUGCACUGUAGUUCCAUUAAACAAACCUAUAGUUGCUACAACAACUUCCGUAUAUACAAGCAAUGCCAACAAUCCUAAGACGGUAGUAAGCACUGAGCAGAAAAUCAGUACAAAAGUAGUACCGGAAAUAUCCAAUGAUGUAUCCGAUAAUACAAAUAAGUUGCAUUCUACAAGUAAAGAAAUGCAAAAUAGCACGUAUAGCAUACAGAAAAUCCAAGUAUCUGACGAUAUUAGUUCAAAUUUAUCAUGCGUGAAGAGCUCGGUGACACCAAUCAUACAAAAUACUAACGUAUCGAGUUCUCGGCUUACGCAAUCAGUGCCUGUGUAUCCUGGUACUACAGUAUCGAGUGGCCCUGGGCCACCUCAAGUUAAACAAGUUCCCAUAGCAUUAAUGUGUAAGAAACUGCCAUCCGAACAAAUUGUAAACUUUGAUCAUCAAUCCACUGCCAAAACGGUAAAUGGUAUUUUUCCCAAGAAAGUUGUAAAUAUGCCUCAUUAUACUAAUACUAAAUUAAAUAAGACUAACGUGAUUGUCAUCCAGAAAGCAAAAGCUGUAACACUAUCACAUGCAGGCAAGGAAGUACUGGGGAAAGUAAUAAUGGGAGGAAAGAAUCUAUGCGUUACGAGCCAACAUAAUGCGAAUUCGAUCAAUGUUCAACCCCAUCAUAUUUCUCUGAAUAAUGGAGAUCAAAUAAAGACUAUACUACCGACUGCAAACUCGCCACAAAAUAUUGAAUCUGUUAAAACGAAUAUAAAGUCUGGAAAAGCAGCGGUUGUGUCUGUGGUCACGCGUUUACGACACGACGUUCCGGAGAACAAGGUUCUCUCACAGCUUUUCGACUCGCCCGCUAUUGUUAAUAUUGAACCCAAAACUGUGAUACAAGAUGCAAACGCACGCUUGCCAAAUGAAGAAUGCAAUAGCGACAAAAAUACGAUUGAUCGCGAGUCGUCUCUGAAAGUAGAUUCCGCGAUUACUUCUAUAGUGGAAGAAAAACAGCAUAAAACAAAAAAUGAUAUUGUCGCGAGCAUGAAUUCUCAAAUCAACCUGCUAGAUCCGAAAUCGCCGGGCAGCAAAGAAAUACUCGUCAGGCCGAAGCAACUGCAAGAUAACAUUGAGGGUAAUAUUCGAGUAGAAAAAUCCGAUGAGGACGCAAAUAUACUUAACACAAAAACAUUUGAAUUGACGAAAAAUCUGCAAAACUUCCAGUACCUAAUGAACAAUGAUGAAAAUUGCGAUUUGGAGAAAUCAUCAAGAUCGUUGGUAACCGUAAAUCAGAUAGACGAGCAUGGUGACUCGUAACAAUUAAGGAUCUCGUAUUUCACAUUACGUAUUUCGUAAUCAUCAUUGCACGACGGCAAGGCUGAUAUUUUCGUUCCGAAAGCAUACUGAUAUAAUUAUCAUCUAUAAAUAUAUAUCCGUAUGUUUAUAUUUAUAUGUGUAUAUUUUAUAUUCGUAUGCCUAUGUUCACUCUUUAUAAGAUUUCAAAAGGAUUGAAAAUAAUCGAUAUCUCAUCGUUAUAUAUGCAGAACAAAUAGGAUAAUUUAAUCAUUUGUAAAAAUCUGACUUCCAAU
This is a messenger RNA of Pogonomyrmex barbatus (red harvester ant), 2550 nucleotides long. RefSeq lists its product as uncharacterized. Gene Ontology annotation, cellular component: nucleoplasm. NCBI's taxonomy places the organism in Eukaryota, Metazoa, Arthropoda, Insecta, Hymenoptera, Formicidae. The record is from RefSeq and is a predicted model, not a curated record. Gene Ontology annotation, biological process: regulation of DNA-templated transcription.